AUGAGUGGGUUCCGUGUGUUGGACUUAGUGAAGCCAUUUGGGCCAUUUUUGCCCGAAGUCAUUGCUCCUGAACGUAAGGUUCAAUUCCAGCAACGUGUCAUGUGGACCAUAAUCUCGUUAAUGAUCUUCCUUGUCAUGUCAGAAAUCCCACUAUAUGGAAUUGCAUCGACAGAUGGUAGUGAUCCUCUUUUUUGGUUGAGAAUGAUGUUGGCUUCUAAUAGGGGUACUUUAAUGGAAUUGGGUAUUUCACCAAUUGUUUCAUCGGGUAUGUUGUUUCAAUUGUUGCAAGGUACAAAAUUGAUUCAUGUUGAUAUGCAAAAUAAGAAUGAUCGUGAGACUUUUCAAGUGGCUCAGAAAUUGUUGGCGAUUUUAUUGGCAGUUGGUCAAGCUACUGUUUAUGUUUUGACUGGUAUUUAUGGACCACCAAAAGCUCUUGGAGUUGGUGUUUGUCUUUUAUUGAUUUUACAAUUGGUGUUUGCCAGUGUUAUUGUUAUUUUGUUGGAUGAAUUGUUACAAAAGGGUUAUGGAUUGGGUUCUGGUGUUUCGUUGUUUACUGCUACAAACACUUGUGAGCAAGUAUUUUGGAAAGCUUUUGCUCCCACUACCAGUUCAUCCGCUAGAGGUACUGAAUUUGAUGGUGCUGUUGUUUCCAUGUUCCAUUUGCUUGGUUCUAGAAAAGAUAAAAAGAGAGCAUUGAUUGAAUCUUUUUACAGACCAAAUUUGCCAAACAUGUUUCAAUUAUUAGCCACCAUUUUGGUAUUUUUCGCUGUUGUUUACUUACAAGGAUUCAGAAUUGAAUUACCAAUGAAAUCGACAAGACAAAGAGGACCAUAUGGAUUGUAUCCAAUUCGUUUGUUCUACACCUCAAACAUCCCAAUCAUGUUAGAAAGUGCACUUGCCUCAAACAUCUUUAUUAUUUCCCAAUUGUUGUUUAUCAGAUGGCCACAAAACUUGUUUAUCAAACUCUUAGGUACUUGGGAUGCCAGACCAGGAUCUUCACAAUUAUAUGCCAACGGCGGAUUAGCUUACUACAUUCAACCACCAUUCAGUUUUACUGAAGCAUUGUUGGAUCCAAUCAAAACAACCGUUUACAUUUCUUUUGUUCUUGGAUCUUGUGCUUUAUUCUCCACCACUUGGAUUGAAAUUAGUGGUACAUCUCCUAGAGACAUUGCCAAGCAAUUCAAAGAGCAAGGUUUGGUUAUUGCAGGCCAUAGAGAAACUUCAACUUACAAGGAGUUGAAAAAGAUUAUCCCAAUUGCUGCUGCAUUUGGUGGUGCUACUAUUGGUGCUUUAUCGGUCGUUUGUGACUUGAUGGGAACUUUAGGAAGUGGUACGUCGAUAUUGUUGGCUGUUACUACUAUCUACGGAUACUAUGAAUUAGCUGUCAAGGAAGGUGGUUUCAACAAGUCGUUGGUUAGUGGAUUUUCUGACGGUAUUUAG
Molecule: messenger RNA, 1440 nt
Organism: Lodderomyces orthopsilosis Co 90-125
Lineage: Eukaryota; Fungi; Ascomycota; Pichiomycetes; Serinales; Debaryomycetaceae
Gene: SEC61
Product: translocon subunit
Exons: 1
Coding region: 1-1440 (479 amino acids)
Biological process (GO): post-translational protein targeting to membrane, translocation; SRP-dependent cotranslational protein targeting to membrane, translocation
Cellular component (GO): membrane; Sec61 translocon complex
Molecular function (GO): signal sequence receptor activity; ribosome binding; transmembrane protein transporter activity
Source: RefSeq, a predicted model, not a curated record